Molecule: messenger RNA, 300 nt
Organism: Staurois parvus
Lineage: Eukaryota; Metazoa; Chordata; Amphibia; Anura; Ranidae
Source: the annotation of a GenBank genome assembly
UCCUCUCGCCGUGUUCCCGCACCGUUCCGGUCUUCAGGGCGGACUGUGAGAGGAGAGGAGUUCGUCACGCUGCCCCGCCUACAUCCUGACAGCCAAUGUUUGCCACGCUCCGCGGGCCGGAUUAAAAGAGUCCUGACUUUUGGGGUGGCCGCCCGAGAGGAGGGGAGGGAGGGGAGCGGGCGCCCGGCACACAGAAGAGCCGCGGCUUGCCGUCCACUGAGCUACGGCAACCCUAUUGCCUGUCACCUGGUGGGCAGUGUGCUCCGGAGCCGCAGCAAAGGUGAAAAAGAGCCGCAUGCG